Messenger RNA from Biomphalaria glabrata, 6130 nucleotides. Its product is annotated as coiled-coil domain-containing protein 150-like. The record is from RefSeq and is a predicted model, not a curated record. The transcript has 23 exons. Lineage: Eukaryota; Metazoa; Mollusca; Gastropoda; Planorbidae. Bases 149 to 3400 code for a protein of 1083 amino acids.
CUGGCAAGUACAUCUGUGACAUCUGUCUACUAAUCUAGAUCUACCGUGUCUAGUGUAGAAUUUUAGAGUCUAGAUCUGGAUCAAUAAAUGGGGACGAAAUUACCUGCAGCUAUUCUAACAUUUAACAUCUGUAAUCAUACAAAAAAAGAUGAGCACUAAAUCUAAGACAUUUUUUUGUGACACUGAACAGACAGGAUUUUCACUUAGCAAUCAUGCUUUAAAAACUAGACUUGCCAAUGCUGAAACAGAUACAGAGUUGAUAAUGCAGCAGUUAGAAGAAAUGGGGUUCAGUCCAAACUUAAACUAUAACAAAGAACUUCCUUCAAUGAAAAGAGGCAAUACAAACGUCUUAAAGGAAUAUUGUCAAACACUAAACAACAACUGCUCUUAUAAUCAAUCUAAUACAUCUUUAAAGAACUCUGAAUAUCUGAGUGAAAUGCAAAGAUUACAAAGUGACAUUGAUUGUGAAGAUAGUAAAGAAUGUAAUGAGGACCAUGCACAUUCACAGUGUAGCUCAAGCUCAGAAAAACUCAGUAAAAGCUCAAAGCACAGGCCAGUUACACCAUUAUCUCUGCGCAGAUCCCCAUCUUCUAAAAGAAUAGAUGUUCAAGAUAUAUCAAAAUCUAUUAUACAUAGCAGAAAUUUGGGUAUUGAAUUAAAAACUAAAAUAGUAAAACAUGAGCAAACUGAAAAUGCAAUGAUUGGUCGACAAGAACUUGAACAAGAAUUGUUAAGAGUAAAGAAACUUUUGUCCCAAGUUGAAGAUGAACUACAAAAAGAAAUUCAGGAGAAAGUUGCUGCUAAAGAAGAACUGAAAAGUCUAAGAUCUGCUCUAGACACAUCCACAAUUGCUAAAACAAAACUUGAAAUGAAAGUGGAAGAACUGAAUGCUACAAAACAGAAAAUGAGCAGACGUCAUACAGAGUUUAAAGAUGAAAUUAUUAGGGAAUCAAAUCUUAGAGCAAGCCUUGAAGAAUCUCAUGCUACUCUUUUGACAAGACUUCAAGAUAUGGAGACAGUUAUUGAAGGCUUAAGAUUAGAGUGUUCAACACAUAUAUCUGGUGCUAACAGCUUGAAAGGAGAAAUAAUAAAUUUAAGGAAUGAUUUGGAAAGUGAAAAGUCAAGAAGAGAACAUAUGGAGAGAACUUAUCAUUCAAUCACUUCUGAAAAAGAUAGAUUACUACAGAAUGCAAAUAAUGUACAAUCAGAAAAUCGAAGGAUAUCUUGUGAUUUGACACGUCUGCAAGCACAGUACACUGAAUUGAUCAGGCAGCUUGAGCAAACACAAUUCAUCAUUGAUAGUUUAAGUAGUGAAAAUAAAACAUUAGAAGAGUUAAAACUUGACCUUCAAAACAAUGUUGAACACUUAACUUUUGAAGUAGAGAAACUUGUCAGGCUUAAUAAAGAUUAUGGUGAGAAUGAGAGUAAAUUAAAAAAGAGUAAUGCCACUCUAGUUGAAGAUCUUGAACAAAACAAAGUAGAACUGGAGACAUUCAAGAAAGCACAUAUUGAAGGAAAGAAGAUAAUUGACAAUUUAGAGCAUGAGCUAAAAGUAACUCAGCAAAGUCUGAACAGUAAGAACCAGGAGUUUAAGGUGGCAGCAGAUAAUCUUGAGUUAGAGCUGACUCGACUCAGAAAUCAACUGGAAACAAUGGAAACUGAGAAACAAAAUGUUCUGAAAGACAAGGAGACUCUUCUUGAAGAGGUCAAUCAAACUGUGGACUCUCUAAUGUCUGAUAGAUCAAGACUUCAGACAGAAGUUCAAAGUGGACGAAUUGAAAUAGACUCAUUAAGAUCUAUGUGCUCUAAACUGGAACAAGACAAAGUCUCACUAAUGGAAAGAUUAGGAUCAUUGCAACAUCAACAGGUUACACAGAAAAAAAUUGAAGAAACUCUGAAUGCCAUGAUGGAACAGAAGAAUAAAUUAGCUUAUGAGAAUGGCAAAUUACAAUCCACAAUUAAUCAGUUAAACCUAGAACUGGGAGAAAGUGCAAAGAAGAAAGAAGAUGUGAACCAAUUAAAAACACUGAAUCAAAGUCUACUGACUAAAUAUGCAAAGUGCCAGCAGGAGAUAUCAGAAUAUAAAAUCUCCUUACAAAGACUAGAGAGUCAAACAAAAUUAAUCUUGGAUGAUCUGUCACAGAAGGAAAUUGAGUUAAAAACAAUGCUGUUCAAAAAAGAGGAAGCUGAGAGUGACAGAAAGAAACUGAUGGCUCAGUUGGAAAUGCUGGAGGGCAGACAACUCCACAAGGUUUCAAAUUAUCAAAAAAACAUGGAGGAAGCCAAAAAUGUGAAUAAGGAAAUAGCCAGUACUCUUGAGGCUGUCAUGGCAUCACAUUCUCAGUUGCAGAAAAUUGCAGAGAACUUACAAAUGGAGCUUGGAAAACGUGACAGUUUAAUCAGUCAAUUAAAAUCAAGCAGAAACAAGGAGUCUGAAACAGUGAAACAAGAAAUAAAGAAGAAGGAAGAACAGCUGGAGACACUAAAAGAAGAAUUGAGAAAAGAAAGAGAAAAGAAUGUAAACAAAGCUAAUAAAGAACUUAUAGAGAUACGUAAACAGAAUGAGAACCUGUCUGACAGAAACCAAGAACUGGUCAAGUCCAAUACUGACCUGAGACACAGGCUAACAGAAAUAGAAAGGGAGAAAGAAGAACUCAAGACUAAACUUUCUGGCCAACACAAGAAGAUGGAGUACUUACACAAAGCUAAGAAACAGCUAGAAGAUAAUUUUAACAGAAUGAAGGCUGUUCGUGAAGAAAUAGAAGAAUUAGAAAAAAUGAGGAAUGAAUAUAUGAAGAAAAAUAAAGAACAGGGAGAGACUAUAGAUAAAUUUAUGAGCCAGAUUUUACUUCUGCAAGAUGAGAUGCGCCAGUUGGCUAGUGCACACAUGAGUGCUCAACAGUUACUUAAAAUGAAAGAAGAGGCAUUGGAGAAAGAGAGAAAGAUUAGGGAAGAAAUGAGAAAAAGAUACACAGAGAGCAUAAAAAGGGAAGAUGAAGUCAAUAAACAAUCUGAAAUGUCUAAUGAGAAACUGAAAGAAGCUCACAAUGAAUCUAUUGAGAUUUCCAAACAUUUGCAAGAAGCCCAUGACUGGUUCAAGGGCAAGUUUGACAAACUUCAGAAUGAGAUUACAGCAUCCAAACAGAUCCAUGCAAAACUAGAGACGGAGAACAUGGAUCAAAGAAGUAGCAUUGAGUUUGAGAGAUCAAAGGCCUUGGAUGCUGCAGAGAGGGCAAAGGAAAUGAUACAGACUAGCAGACAAACAAUCAGUAGAUUAGCAGACUAUGCUGAACUAGCAGACGCAGACACAAAACAACAACUUGCAGAUUUGAGAGCUGAGUUACUUAUCUCUCCAAGCCCAACAAAAUUGGGUUUGACAACAGAAAAAAGAGUUAUCUGAAAGGAACAUUUUUUUUUUGGAGCAAACUGAGUGCUCUGAUUGUACAUUCUGUGGCAAGUUUCUCAGCUGGAAUUUCAAUAAAAACUGAUGCUGGCAUUUCCUUAUACAGUUCUGUAAAGUGUACAUAGAUCUCUAUGAAGUGAAAUAUUAGAUCAAUCUUAAAUUCAACUGUGAUAUUAAGAUCUAAAUUAUUAUUUUGCUUGAAUUAAAUCAGCAAUAGUUUUCAAGAUACAGCAUUUCAAUUCAUUUAAUUUGGAGUGGAAGCUACAAAUUCUAAAGAUAAUCACUUCAGUCUAAUUCAUGUGAGCAUGUCAUGCAAUCACAGUGGUUCUAAGGUAAUCACUGCAGUCAAGCUAGAUGUGAGCAUUUCAUUGCAAUUAAAAGUAGAAAUCAUACUCAUAUCUGCAAUAUCAAAAGAUAUAAAUAGGAGCAACAUUCCAGACUUGUAUCUUGGCUGUCAAGUAUCUAUUAGUUUACUGCAUUACUUGUGUUUUUUGUAUUAAAGUUUUGUAAGGGCUUGUAAAUAAAUAAAUAGUCAAAUGCUGUAACACUACAGAUAUAGAUAUAGGGCACUUUUUUUUCCCAAUACUAUAUGGUGGUAGCACUGAUUUUAAUAUUGUAGGAUGUUAUAGAAUACAGGUUAUUAGAUUUGAUCCUUUUCUUUACAUUUUAAAAAGAUUUAAUGGCCUACUUAGAUUUUAGAUCUUGUUUAAAGUUUGUCUAAAAUUUUCUUAUGAAGUGCUUUUUAGUUUUUCUUACCUGGACUUAUGACCCUACUUCUGAUCAUUUUUAUUCUCCUCCUUAAAAGACUGACCCCUAUGGGCCACAGAACUAUAGGAUGUAAAAUAAAUAAUCUGAAAGCAAGAACUACCUCAAAAGUUUAUCUGACCUUUAUUGAACUGGGGCUGCUUAACCAGGGGAAAUACUGCAUUCCUCAAUAAUCUUUGGACUGGAAGACAAAAUAUUAUUAUAAUAAAAUUAAAUUAGACUUAUUGUAUUCAUUAUUAUUGGCAGCUACUUAUCAGACAGACUUGGUAUACUUAAAUUUUCCACAUUAUAUAAUCAGCAUUAUCUUUGUAUUCUGAAUAAAUAUUUCAAGUGCAUCUGUAUUUGAUAAUCACUAACCUUUCUUUUGAUCAGGUAAAUGGUGAUUUUCUUGUAAAGAAAUAUUUUAUUCCUAAAUGUGUCUUUAAUAAUAUUUGUGAGUCAUUUGAUGUGUGUCAUUUGAUAACAAAAUAUACUCAUAUAUUCUGUGUUCUUGUUUUUAAUGUAUUUGUUUUAGUGUUUUUAAUAAGGAAUUUGUGUAAAAAUGCAAACAAAAUUAUGAACUCCUGAUGUGUACAAUGAAGGAAUUCUCUUCCUUUCAAGACACCUGCAGUAAUGCACUUAGAGAUUAUGGCAUCCAAGAGAAGCCUGUGCACUUUCUGUCUUUACUCAGGACUAACUGUUAUCUAGAAGAUCAAUUCUAAAAAUAAAAUAAAAGGAAAAGAAAACAAAGUUUUUUUUAUGCCAUUUCAAAUGAACAUUUUAAUGUUCUAUGUACAUAUUUCUUUCCAAACAAUAACAGCCUACACACAUAGGAUUACAUUGAUGUAAUUCAAACAAUUCCUCUUUAGUCAAAAAAGUUUUGAAACCAACUAGAUCUAUACAAUAUCAUGGUAUGGGUUUCAAUGUGGAUGUAAUUCUAGAUAAUUACCUCAGAACUUAAAGAUUGAAAAUAGUUUAGUGACUUCAUGCCACACACAAAGCUGCAACAUCAAAGUUUCAUUUUAGUUGUACUGUCAUUCAGAUGGUGAUAAUAAAUGAAAGCAAAGACAUACGUUGGUUGAAGCAAAUUCUACUUUUAAUACCAAUGAUGUGAUGCUCCUCUGCUAUGUGGUUCUUAAUUUAUUUUUUGAAUUAGCAAUGUUCACAAGUUGACUAAUCAACUUCAAAAUGACAGUACAUUCUAGCUUUGAGAACAAGGGGCAUGAUAUUCUAGUAAUAUUGUAUACAAUGAAACAGUCAUAAGGUUUAAACAAACAAGAAAUGUGCAACAGUGUGCUCAGUUAACUUCUUUCAAAACAACAAAACACAAAAAAAAAUAGUUAACUUAAUGUAAAUACCUGCCCUAGUGUAGCCGAUUCCAAUUUCAAUUUAAAAAAAUGAUAGAAUUAAAUAAAACAAUUCUUUAAAACAAGGUCACUUCAUCAAAAAACAUACAGAUAAAUACAUGUACAUUAUCACCAUCGCUUUAGACAAUAUCUUGAUAUCAAAUAUUUCAAUUGAAGAUAUUAUCUUUAUCAAUGGCUCACACAAAUAGACACAAUUUAGAUUAAGGUGUUAAAGUCUUUGGCCCUAUUUCUUCUCUUAGGAUGAAGCAAAAGCAAAUAUGUAACACCUAUGUAGCUUUGUAUCUGUCCCAACAAUGUUAUGCACUAAAACCUUUUAAAUCAGUGAUUAAUUGAUUUCUAUUUUAAAAAAAACAACAAAAGUUUACAAAUAAUGUCAGCUGUAAACACUGUUCUGGUCAGUGUCAAUGUUUGUUAAUAACAAAUUAUUACCCAAAUACCUCAAUUCAUAGCACAGUAAUUAAAAAGAAAUUGAUAAAACUCAAACAUUGACCAUUAGUGUUGCACUACUAAAAACUCAACAUGAUCAGUCUACUUAAAACAAGAUUUGAGGCUACAAGUUUCUUGUCAAACAAACUAGUUUGCUUAGUAACAAUUGAUAGAACCAAUAUGGCUAAGC